Molecule: messenger RNA, 2588 nt
Organism: Cloeon dipterum
Lineage: Eukaryota; Metazoa; Arthropoda; Insecta; Ephemeroptera; Baetidae
Product: juxtaposed with another zinc finger protein 1
Exons: 7
Coding region: 305-1138 (277 amino acids)
Cellular component (GO): nucleus
Source: RefSeq, a predicted model, not a curated record
AGUAUGUGACCUUUUGCCUUUUAAAAAUGAUGGUUCCCGGCUGAAGGUCAAAUUUAAAGAUUUUUUGGGGUUCCUUUCUCAAUUUGAACUAAACAUAGCAUGUUUAACGUCAUGUUUGAUCGAUCAAAUUUGGUCUCAUUCUCUCCGCUGGCGCUGGAGGUGCUUCCGAGUAUGAGGCUACAGACGGGCGAACAUAUGAGCGGGCACCAGUCUGAUCGGCCCAGGCACGGGCGAAACGUCCCUUGACUACAUGGUCUAAAGGGAGGCAUGUACAGAGAAGAGAAGCAAAAAUCUCUGAUACGAAAUGGCUGUGUUUUUGUUAAAUACGUGCAAGUUUAAUGGAUGUGGCCGGAGCUUCAGUCACCUUGGAGAAUUAAUUCUUCACAUUGAAGAAAAGCACAUAGAUUAUGAUCCAAGGGUAUUAGAGCUAAAAGAGCAGCAACAGCCUGCAUGCCUCCCUUUGAGUUACAUCCUUCGCUUUUACUCUGAAUCUGCGAGGAAAGAAUUUUCAAAAAAUUCGCCUGCCAGCCCGCCUCGGACACCAACCAAAACCAUUACCACUUCACUCAACACACCAGUUAUUCACAUUAAAAGUCCGCCAGAAAGCGACUUGGAAGAGGAAGAGGGUGCGUCCGAGAGUGGAGAUGAUAGUGAUAAUUCGUGGACCACAUCUGAGGAAUUCAGUGCUGAGUUUAUUCUAAAAGAAGGCAGCAAGAGUGCAUCAAACAACGUUGGUGAAGAUAGGCCUUUCGUGUGCCCGGUACCUGGAUGCAAAAAGCGAUACAAAAACGUCAACGGCAUAAAAUACCACUCGAAAAACGGCCAUAAAAAAGACUCUGGAAAAAUCCGAAAAGCUCACAGGUGUCCGUGUGGCAAGAAAUACCGCACGCUGGCUGGUCUGAAAAACCACACGCAGGUGGUGCAUCAAGCGUCGCCUGACGGAGUGAAGACCCUGCCGGUGCGGCAGGUCAGCAGCCUCUCUGUGCUCGAGCAGGGCUUCACCCUGGUGGCGAAGGGCCGGCAGGGCAGCAUGGUGCAGCUUGGCAUCGUGGCGCCCAGCCAGCAGCCCUCCAAGCUGACUCUGACGCCAGUCGCUCACAGUCAGAGAGUGCACAACAGUCCGUCUUCCACCGGUUGAAUAAGUGGCCGGCUUUUGCUUUUCCCUGAGGCAGGGAGAGAAAGAAUUACACAAUCACAGUAGUUGAGAGAGAUAGUUCGCUUCGAUAGCGACGAGGUAGUAUGAAUUUUAGACUGCGGAAGCAGGGUCUGUAACAACUCUGCGACUACAAAGGAAAAUGCUGCAACAAUAAUAUGCAAAGGAACAACGUGCCAUUCACCGACGAUGCUAUUUCACUAGACGUAGAGCGGGUGCUGAGCAAAUAAUAAGCCGAAAUUACAAAAAUUACACUCACAGACAGGGUCUUUGGCUUUCCUAUUUUUUCCUACGCUCUCUGGAAAACCAGUCUUGCCUGCGAAAUGCUUGAUUGACGGAGAGCAGCCAAGCCGGUAGUAAAAUUAGUUCCAGCAUUAUCUUAAAAAAAUGCUGCACUGACUUUGAGAAUGAAAAAAGGCAGACCAUACAUUCAACGCUCAAAGUACACACACAAGAAAAGCUUCAUAGCACACGGAAUUGUGAGAUAUAUAUCGUCAGAUAUGGCUUUGGAAAAUAUUUUGACAAUGCAUUUCCUCUCAUCCCAUUAUUAGUCCUGACUAGAGCAAUUUAUUUUUCUGUUGCUCUGUUUUAUGUACCUGUAGUCAAGUUGUUAGCAUUUAUAAAAGAAUUAUUGAGCAGCACACAACGGACAUUUAACACAUACAAACUCUGCAUAUUACUGGUCAGACACGUGUUCUCAAGAAAAAAUCUAGUCUGUUUAUUGUGAUUGAAAACAAAUUUAUUAUUAUGUAUUAAACAAUGCUGUUAAAAAAACUGCAUCUUGGCUGAAAAUAUGCUGUGUGUUCAUUAAAAUAACAAACAGUAGGUGGUAGCUGUCUGCCAAGAAAAUGUUAUUCAAAUGUUAAAAUUGAUAUAUUAUAUAUCCACAAACUGUAAUCACGUUAAAGGAAGUUGUUAUAGAUAUUUUGUGCGACUGAAAACCUAAGGGUAGACAUGGGUUUCUUGAAAUAUUGUAUUUAAUCCGUUUAUUUACAUGCUAUUAAAAAUUUAUUUCACGAAACAGACCGCUCUGAUAGAAAUUGUCAAGUGCAAGACUGCCGCGCUCUUAGCUAUUUGAAGCGAUUUUCAUUAUAGAGAGCAGGACAACAUGCAUUACGUUCACAUUCUCUGAGUUAUCCACAAAAAAGCAAGAAGCUUAAUUCCACAACAGAAACACGAUAAAGUACGGGAAAAUAUUAAAAUAAGCUGCGCUGGCUAAUAUAAAAUUGUUAACCAUUGGAAUAUUCCUUGCUUUGCUCACAAGUACGCUUAAACAUCGUAAUUUAAUAUGAAAUUAGGGCUGGAAAGGGUUUUUUAAUUGGCGAAUAAAACUAACGACGUUGAACGUGAAAAAACAAAGCCCGUGUGUGUUGCGCGAAUAUAAAAUUUUUUGCCGAUCAAAAGGAGAAUAAAUUGGAACUGCGCUGAAAAUUAA